This is a messenger RNA of Sugiyamaella lignohabitans, 1335 nucleotides long. RefSeq names its product nucleoside transmembrane transporter FUN26 (gene FUN26). The coding region runs from base 1 to 1335 and encodes 444 amino acids. The transcript has a single exon. NCBI's taxonomy places the organism in Eukaryota, Fungi, Ascomycota, Dipodascomycetes, Dipodascales, Trichomonascaceae. Gene Ontology annotation, molecular function: nucleobase transmembrane transporter activity; nicotinamide riboside transmembrane transporter activity. Gene Ontology annotation, cellular component: plasma membrane; fungal-type vacuole membrane. The record is from RefSeq and is a predicted model, not a curated record. Gene Ontology annotation, biological process: nucleoside transmembrane transport.
AUGCCAGAAGACAAUGAAGAUAAUGAAGCAGUUUAUCUUCUGAAUGAAGAGGGCGAUGUGCCGCCCAACUUAAUAGGUACAAAUUCACCUCCCAGUAUUUCGAAUCUUGACUAUGUAGCAUACGCUACGAUUGGCGCUUCAUAUCUUUGGCCAUGGAACUGCCUACUAUCCGCGACGCCUUAUUUCCAAGGAAGAUUUGAGGGAUAUAAAUUUCUUCAGGCCAAUUUUUCAAGUUUUGUUAUGUCAAUCACAACUGUGACAGGUACCCUGUUCACAAUCCUCUUGGCAGACCGGCAAAAGAACGCUGACUACUCUUGGAGAGUGAGGGUCGGGGAACUUACUAUUGCCAGUGUGUUUUUGCUAUUAGCAUUUUCCUGUGCAUUAUCUAUUCCUGCCGUUCCAUACUUCUUAUUCAUUUUGUUAUGUGUUUUUUCCUCUAGUAUUGGAACUGGAUUAACUCAGAACGGUUCAUAUGCCAUUGGCAACACAUUGACCUCCAGCCACACUCAGGCUAUUACUGUGGGCCAAGCUGUCAGUGGUGUAUUACCACCAAUCAUCUCAAUGCUCUCAGCUAUAGGAAGCGGAGCAAGUAAAGAGCAUUCCAAUGAUGUUAAUGAAUCCCUAGAUGUUAGAGAGAGUGGUUCCUCUUCUACGAACUCAUCUGUUGGAUCAGCCCUGUACUUUCUGGCAGCUACUGCAGUGUGCACAGCUGCUAUUAUUUGUUUCAGACAGAGUGAGAAAUAUCGAAAAUCAAAUGCAUCGGGUUUCAGUUUUUCUAAUGAGAAUCCUGCUCCGGAACCUCUUUCAGCAACCAAAAAGCAGCAUAUUCCGUUAUCAACAUUAUUUAGUAAGCUAUUCGUUCCUGCUUCUACUGUCUUUAUCACUUUUGCAAUCACUCUUAUCUAUCCUGUUUUUGCAGGUACAGUGAAGUCAUCAAAUGGUAUUCCUACUCAAUUUUUCAUUCCUGCGGUUUACCUCUUCUGGAAUUCGGGAGAUCUUCUUGGCCGGGUUUUGUGUGGUCGUCCACAAUUUGUUGUUAAAGACCGCCGAGCUCUCACAGGUUACGCUGUAGCUCGAUUAUUAUUUGUGCCUGCAUUUUUCUUGACUAACAUUAACGGUGAUGGCAUAAUUCAAAGCGACGUCUAUUAUCUCCUUCUUCAAUUUGCAUUCGGAGUCACAAAUGGACAGCUCGUGACUAGUGCAUUGAUGGAAUCCCCAUCGUUUGUAAACGAGAACGAAAAAGAGGCUGCUGGUGGAUUUAUGACUAUGUCUUUAUCUAUUGGCCUUGCUGUUGGGUCUCUUUUAUCAUUUGUUCUCGUUUGGAUUCUUGGCUAA